AUGGGAAUCUUCCACGGCGGACGGUGGACAGUGCUAUGUUGUGUGUUUGCGUUAACCAUCGCGGCAACUCCCAGAAAAUUCCUUCAAAAUCGCUUCAGCGUCGACUAUCAACCAUUCGAAGGCCCUUGGAAUGAUGAUUUCGACUGGGGCGUAAUAAAGGAGGUACUACAUAAAGCUCCAGGCAAUGCAGUGAUAUCACCGCUCUCCGUUAAAGCACUGCUGGCUCUGCUGUACGAAGGAAGCGCGAGUAAUUCUAUAACGGAGCGGGAACUUCUUCAAGCGCUCAGUGGCGACAAUGGUCAAACCGUGCCCAAACUUCAAACUGAUCUGCUGCAGUAUAAAGAACAGCAACGAAAUCUACUUAUCACCGAUCGUGUAUACCACGACGUCUCGGUGACGAUCUUGCAAAAAUAUCACAGCAUUAUUGCGGCCCGCUACGGUGCUACAACAGAAUCGAUCGACUUCCAGGAUAAUGUGGCCGCUGCAGCACUUAUCAACGAGUGGAUCGCCCAGAAUACGCGCGGAAAUAUUCAAAACAUCAUUAAACCAGACAUGCUACAGGAUGCGUUGAUGCUGUUGAUCAAUACGAUCUACUUCAAAGGUUCGUGGGCUAUUCCCUUCCCAACAAAUGCCACCGUGGACAGGAAUUUUUAUCCCGGAAGGAAAUCUACAGUAAGCCGAUUCGCUGCUCAAACAACUCCCUUCAUGAAACAGCGCGAGCGUAUCUUCUAUUACAAAUACUCGGACCAGUUAAAUGCUCAAUUUCUUCGAUUGCCGUACGACAGUAACCAAUUAUCAAUGAUAGUCGUGUUGCCAGAUGAGCAGCUUUCGUUGGGUCAGUUGAUUUCGCGUCUCUCACCUCAAACAGUGCAUCAAACACUGGCGGAUAUGACCGAAGAAGAGGUGGAGAUAGAGCUGCCGCGGUUCAACAUCACCUACUCGGGCUCCAUGCGAGAGUGUCUUCAGCAACUAGGCAUCUCGCGCGUAUUUACCGAUCAAGCCGAACUACCGUUGAUAUCACGCGGCCGUACCACACCACUGAAGGUUAGUACGAUACUGCAGAAGAGCUGCAUUCUUGUGGACGAACAGGGCACGGAGGCGUCAGCGGCUACUGAAGGAACGCUUGUGUUUACGAUUCUCAACCAACCGAUCAAGUUCAUUGCCAAUCGACCGUUCCUCUUCCUGAUCUACGACGAAGGCAAGGGCAACUGGCUGUUUGCCGGCAAGGUAGAAGAUCCUCAGCACUGA
Molecule: messenger RNA, 1248 nt
Organism: Anopheles marshallii
Lineage: Eukaryota; Metazoa; Arthropoda; Insecta; Diptera; Culicidae
Product: serine protease inhibitor 2-like
Exons: 3
Coding region: 1-1248 (415 amino acids)
Molecular function (GO): serine-type endopeptidase inhibitor activity
Source: RefSeq, a predicted model, not a curated record